CUGCCCGGGCGGCGGGGCGGCGGCCCCGAUGCUCGCCCUGCCCCGGGGAGGCGCCUGGCGCGGCCCGCCCGCCUGCCAGGCCUCGGCCCCGCCUGGCCGCGGAGCCCGGCGCUGCGGGGACGUGGGCAGCAGAUGUGAUGGCACCAAGAAGAAAAGAGAAGUACAAGCUUCCGGUUCCACUCCCAGAAGGCAAAGUUCUGGAUGAUAUGGAUGGAAACCAGUGGGCACUGGGCAAGAUGAUCGGCUCUGGAGGGUUUGGAUUGAUAUACUUAGCUUUCCCCACAAAUAAACCAAGUAAAGAUGCGAGACAUGUAAUAAAAGUGGAAUAUCAAGAGAAUGGCCCAUUAUUUUCAGAACUUAAAUUUUAUCAGAGAGCUGCAAAAAGAGAAUAUAUUCAAAAGUGGAUAGAACAGAGAAAACUUGAUUAUUUAGGAGUUCCUCUAUUUUAUGGAUUUGGUCUGACUGAUUUUAAAGGAAGAAGUUACAGGUUCAUGAUAAUGGAAAGAUUGGGAAUAGAUUUACAGAAGCUCUCAGACCAGAAUGGUGUUUUUAAAAAAUCGACUGUCCUGCAACUUGGAAUCAGGGUGCUGGACAUACUGGAAUAUAUACAUGAAAAUGAAUAUGUUCAUGGUGAUAUAAAAGCAGCAAACCUAUUGUUGGGCUACACAAAUCCAAAUCGGGUUUAUCUUGCAGACUAUGGACUUUGCUACAGAUACUGUCCCAAUGGGAACCACAAACAGUAUCAGGAAAAUCCCAAGAAGGGCCAUAAUGGAACAAUAGAGUUUACAAGUUUGGAUGCCCACAAAGGAGUAGCCCCUUCCAGAAGAAGCGAUGUUGAGAUCCUUGGUUACUGCAUGCUGCGCUGGCUAUGUGGGAAGCUUCCUUGGGACACAAACCUGGAGGACCCUGUGGCUGUCCAGACUGCUAAAACCAAUCUGCUGGAUGAACUCCCAGAGUCGGUGCUUACGUGGGCUCCUCCUGGAAGUAGUUGCUGUGAACUUGCCAAGUUCUUGGCAUGUGUCUGUAAUUUAGCUUAUGAUGAAAAGCCAGACUAUCAGAAGCUCAAGAAGAUUUUGAAUCCAGAUGGAGUACCUUUAGGGCCCCUGGAAUUUUCUACUAAAGCACAGAGUGUCCAUGUGCAUACUCCAACCCGCCAAAAAGUGGAUUCUCCAAAGGUUACAGCGAAAGCAGCCAGUGAGUUGCCAGUUAAGUUCACCAAGAAAGUCUGCAGAGGGACAAGUGCAGCAGGGAGGAAGGAGCAUGAAGAGGGCCAGCCCCGAGCAGGGAGGAAGGAGCAUGAAGAGGGCCAGCCCCGAGCAGGGAGGAAGGAGCAUGAAGAGGGCCAGCCCCGAGCUCUGCCCAGCAGAGCAGCAGCACCGGAAAACUCAAGGAGAAGAAAUAUAUAUGAGUAUUCAGAUUUUCGGAGUGAAAUGCACAGUCUUCACCAGACACCCAGCUAUAUGGGUUUCCAAACUUCAUAUUGUAAGCCCUAUCCAGAUUGCACCAGUAGAGAUACAAUCAGGAAGCCAAGGUCUCCAGCUCAGUACAGAUAUACUUCCACCGGUGAUAUGGGUGUCACAGACUUGGAACAUCCUCCAGGACUUUGGCCUGCAGUUUUUCAGUUGACUCUCAGCGACGAGAUGAAGACAGAGGUGUACUACUACGGACUCACUAUAGUUUUCCUGCUGAUAUUAGUUUGUCUCGCUUUGUAUCUUCUCUGAUGUCAAAUAAAUCAGUUGUUUUCUUUAUAACCAA
Molecule: messenger RNA, 1755 nt
Organism: Peromyscus eremicus (cactus mouse)
Lineage: Eukaryota; Metazoa; Chordata; Mammalia; Rodentia; Cricetidae
Gene: Vrk2
Product: VRK serine/threonine kinase 2
Exons: 13
Coding region: 138-1721 (527 amino acids)
Biological process (GO): signal transduction; peptidyl-serine phosphorylation
Cellular component (GO): cytoplasm; nucleus
Molecular function (GO): ATP binding; protein serine/threonine kinase activity
Source: RefSeq, a predicted model, not a curated record